Ictalurus furcatus (blue catfish) is the source of this 2600-nucleotide messenger RNA. It is a transcript of the gene xpnpep2, whose product is annotated as X-prolyl aminopeptidase (aminopeptidase P) 2, membrane-bound. The transcript has 21 exons. Lineage: Eukaryota; Metazoa; Chordata; Actinopteri; Siluriformes; Ictaluridae. Bases 21 to 2018 code for a protein of 665 amino acids. Gene Ontology annotation, molecular function: metalloaminopeptidase activity. The record is from RefSeq and is a predicted model, not a curated record.
CUUGGAGCAGAUGGUCGAAAAUGACAUUCUCUGGGUGGAUUCUGGCUUUAUGUCUGGUGGCUUUAAAAGGACAAAGCCAUGCAACACGGGCAGAGGGAGGAGCAGGCAGCGAAAGAAACUGCUCCAUAGUGCCUCCGUACUUGCCUCCAACAGCCACUAACACAACUAGGAGGCUACAUGAACUGAGGGCAGUCAUGAAAACAUACAACAUCUCUGCCUACAUUAUACCUGGAACAGAUGCCCACCUGAGUGAGUACAUUGCCCCUCGAGAUGCCAGGUUGGCCUGGAUGUCUGGUUUCACUGGUUCUUCAGGAACGGCAGUUGUGACCCAAGACAAAGCUGUGUUAUGGACUGACAGUCGCUAUUGGGUUCAGGCUGAGCGCCAAAUGGACUGCAACUGGGAACUGGAACAAGACAUUUCUAUCUACAGCAUCACCAAGAGGCUCAUCAAAGAGCUCAGUGAGGAAGAUAAGGUGGGCUUUGAUCCAUUCCUGUUCUCUGUAGACACAUUUGAUGCCUACAACAACAACCUGGCUCCAGCUAAACGGAUCCUCACAUCUAUUCCUGAUAACCUGGUGGACAAAAUAUGGGCUACACGGCCACCUCUUCCUCCUGAUAACCUCGCACGCUUGCCUGAUGACUUCAUUGAGAGAAGCUGGCAGAUGAAGGUGGAACAGAUACGGGCUCAAAUGAUGAACAAUCCCUACAAGCCUACAGCUGUCUUGCUCUCAGCUCUGGAUGAAACAGCGUGGCUCUUAAACAUGCGUGGUAAUGAUAUCCCCUUCAACCCAUUUUUCUACUCCUACACACUGCUGACUCUCGAUAAGAUAUGGCUCUUUGUGCACACUGAAAGGCUGACAGAAGAAAUUAAGGUCUACCUGAACUCAUCUUGCAACUUGUCUCACUGCGUACAGCUGUUUGAAUAUGAAACUGUCCGAGUGCACCUCGAGAAGUACCUCACAGAGCUCAGUGUGAGAGUGUGGGUGGGCACCAAGUACACUAACCAGGCCCUGUAUGAGCUCAUCACUCCAGAGGAAAAGCUCCUGCAAAGUGAAUACUCUCCAGUGCUGACCACCAAAGCAAUGAAAGACGAGACUGAGCAGAGAAUCCUUAGGGCAGCUCAUAUAAGAGAUGCCGCAGCAGUCAUGCAGCUCCUAUAUCAACUUGAGAAAACUGUCCCUGAGGGCAAGGAGACAGAGCUUACUGCAGCACAACUCGUCAAUAAGUACCGCAGGGGGCCAAGCUUUGAGACCAUUUCUGCAAGUGGACCUAACGCAGCUCUUGCCCAUUAUAGUCCAUCUAAUGAAACUGCAAGAAAGCUGACCACAGAUGAGAUGUAUCUCAUUGAUUCAGGAGGACAGUACCUUGAUGGUACAACUGACAUUACUCGCACCGUGCACUGGGGUUCACCCACUGAUUUUCAGAAGGAGGCCUUCACAAGAGUGCUUAUGGGAAACAUUGAAAUAUCAAGGACCAUUUUUCCUGCAGGAACUAAAGGUGUCAACAUGGAGAUGCUAGGGCGCAGAGCAUUGUGGGAAGUCGGACUAAAUUAUGGUCAUGGUACAGGUCAUGGUGUUGGAAACUACUUUGGGGUUCAUGAGUGGCCUGUUGGUUUUCAGUCUAAUAAUGUUCCAUUCCAGCAAGGCAUGUUCACAUCCAUUGAACCUGGCUACUACAAAGUGAAUGAAUUUGGCAUAAGGAUUGAGGAUGUUGCCGUUAUUGUUCCAACUAAAACAAUGUAUGGCAAUAAUUAUCUGACAUUCGACACUGUGUCACUGGUCCCCUAUGACAGAAAAUUGAUUGACACUUCUAUGCUCAGCCCUGAACAGCUCCAAUGGCUAGACACAUACUACCUGACCAUUCGGUCUAGAAUGGGUCCAGAGCUGAAGAGGCAGGGCCUGACAGAGGUCUACGAUUGGAUGAUGGUCAAUACAGAGCCAUUCCUGAAGACAGGGUCCUCGGCUGCUGUCCCCUCGAUCUCACUACUGCUGCUAUUUCUGCCUAUAGCGUUACUGUAGAAUCACCUUUGAAUGUCCCACAUCGUAACUGUAGAAUCACCUAAAAUUGUCCCACAGUUUUAUUAUAAUGUCUGCUAAACAUUGUCAGAAAUUACUCACAUAAAGCCAUCAAAUCAUUCCUACAAGUCUGUCUACAUCUUGCUCAUUUCCACUUCUUCACCCUUUUUUGUAAUAUUGACAAACAGCCUAAUUGAAACAGGUGAAUAAAAAUGUCUACUAAGGCUGAAUGAAACAUAGACUUUUUAUGUCUUUAAACGCACAGUAUAAAAGCACCGUAAUUUAAAUUCACUUUUGAGCAGUGACAGGAGGCAAGAAAAACUGAUGACUCAUAACUAAAAAAGCCGAUUCAGUAUCUCCUGAGUAUAUUUAGCAUUUAACCUACCAUGAUAAUCAACAGAAAUGUAUGUGCAUGUUAGAUAUUUUCCAGUGCAGAAGACCUAGGCUUUUGUUCUUGUUGCUGUUCUAAUCUAAAAUCAACUGCCAUUCUGUGUAUGUGUGUGAUGAAGUUGUGUGUAGUUUAUACUAAUCAUACUAAUCACUAAUGAUUUGAUAACUUAUUAAAAUAAGCGUACUUAAAAUCUG